GAGACUUCAUAAGCAAACUCACAGGUAAGUGAGAGACUUGCUUUUCCAUUGCUGUAUCCUGUUUCCUGACACACUAUCCAGUUCUAGAAGGCCUUUCUCUUCCAGUUGUUUCCGUCUUUAACUUUUCUGUGACCAAUCCAUGUUUGUCUUUCUUGGUCUAGUGAUCCUCAAGGAAGUUCUUCUGAUGCCCCGACCCAACCUGGGGGAGGUGCUCUCCCAGGUAGCUUAAAAAAACCAUCACUCUUUUGUCCUGUUUCCUACAAGGGUCUUUUUUUUUUUUUUCUCAUUCCUAUAUCCCAACACGGUUGUGACUCAACUCAACAAGCCAUUCAUGACCUCUUUUUUGGAAUAACUGAAAUCGAAUUAUGAGCCCCAAAUUCUUAUGUUUUUACUAAAUCGCCCAUCCUCUCUGUGGAAAUUAAAAUGUCUCACAUAUGCUAAAGUGUGUGUACCACCACGACCAUGGUAGCUGGCUUCAGCGAAAUAAUCAAAUUCCAUGAGCGCAGGGUUAAAGAAUGGCUUGCUUGCUGGGAAGGGGUCCCAGGGUAGGGCCCACACUGGGCGGAGCGCGAGGGAGGGAGGCGGGGACUCUAGGCUGUGGCCCUGCCCACAAGAGGGCGACGGAAGGGGCUCAACUCAAGGGCGGAGUGUUCGGGAAGAAGGCGGGGUCUCAGCGCGGCGGCCCCGCCCCGGGGCGGAGCCGGGAGAGGGGAAGGCGGGGCUCGCGGCGAGGAGGACUGCUUCGGAGGCGGCAGGGUGGUUUGGUCGUGGGCCCAGCGGGUGGCCCGGGUCACCGCCGGCGCUUCGGCGGCCAUCUUGCCCGCGCCCGUCUCCCGCGGCGGGAGGGGCGGCGUAGAGGCCGGAAACGUCUGUGUGGCGACAGGCCACCUCCUCAGUGUUACGGAUGUUCUUUCUGGUGGUGACUUGUGGGGAACCAUUGAAGGGAAAUGAACACUGACUAAAUUUGAAGGGACAUAGCAGGAAUCUCAAGACAUGGUUCAGAAGCUCCCUCUACUUGUGAAAAUCUAGUAAAUGGACCUGACUGGACUUUUUAAGCCCAUCAGUAAACAUGAGCGGUACCAAGCCUGAUAUUUUGUGGGCACCACACCAAGUUGAUAGAUUUGUUGUAUGUGACUCAGAAUUGAGCCUUUACCAUGUGGAAUCGGCUGUGAAUUCAGAACUCAAAGCUGGAUCAUUACGUUUAUCUGAAGACUCUGCAGCGACAUUACUGUCAAUAAACUCAGAUACACCCUAUAUGAAAUGUGUUGCGUGGUAUCUCAAUUAUGAUCCUGAAUGUCUCCUAGCAGUUGGACAAGCAAAUGGUCGCGUUGUACUUACAAGUCUUGGUCAAGAUCAUAACUCUAAGUUCAAAGAUUUGAUAGGAAAAGAAUUUGUUCCCAAGCAUGCUCGACAAUGCAAUACCCUUGCAUGGAAUCCACUGGAUAGUAACUGGCUUGCUGCUGGUCUCGACAAACACAGAGCUGACUUUUCAGUUCUAAUAUGGGAUAUCUGCAGCAAAUACACUCCUGAUAUUGUUCCCAUGGAAAAAGUGAGACUUUCAGCAGGUGAGGCUGAAACAGCAUUACUCGUGACAAAACCACUGUAUGAGUUAGGGCAGAAUGACGCUUCUCUAUCUCUCUGCUGGCUCCCACGAGACCAGAAACUUCUUCUUGCUGGCAUGCAUCGUAAUCUAGCCAUAUUUGAUCUUCGGAACACAAGCCAGAAGAUGUUUGUAAAUACAAAAGCUGUUCAAGGAGUGACAGUAGACCCUUACUUCCACGAUCGUGUUGCUUCCUUCUAUGAAGGUCAGGUUGCCAUAUGGGAUCUUAGAAAAUUUGAGAAGCCCGUUUUGACUUUGACUGAACAACCAAAGCCCUUGACAAAGGUCGCAUGGUGUCCAACUAGGACAGGCCUGCUUGCUACUUUAACAAGGGAUAGUAAUAUUAUUAGGCUGUAUGAUAUGCAGCAUACACCCACUCCCAUUGGGGAUGAAACCGAACCCACAAUAAUUGAAAGAAGUGUGCAGCCUUGUGACAAUUACAUUGCUUCCUUUGCAUGGCAUCCGACGAGUCAAAACCGAAUGAUAGUUGUGACUCCCAACCGAACAAUGUCUGACUUCACUGUAUUUGAAAGGAUCUCUCUUGCCUGGAGCCCAGUUACAUCUUUAAUGUGGGCUUGUGGUCGCCAUUUGUAUGAGUGUGCAGAAGAAGGCAGUGAUAAUUCCUUAGAAAAAGAUAUAGCAACAAAAAUGCGCCUUCGGGCUUUAUCAAGGUACGGACUUGAUACAGAACAGGUGUGGAGAAACCACAUUUUAGCUGGCAAUGAAGACCCACAGCUCAAGUCACUCUGGUAUACUCUGCACUUUAUGAAGCAAUAUACAGAAGAUAAUGAUCAAAAAUCUCCAGGCAACAAAGGAUCAUUGGUUUAUGCAGGAAUUAAAUCAAUAGUAAAAUCAUCUUUGGGAAUGGUAGAAAGCAGCAGACAUAAUUGGAGUGGCUUGGAUAAACAAACUGAUAUUCAGAACUUAAAUGAAGAAAGGAUUUUAGCAUUACAGCUUUGUGGGUGGAUAAAGAAAGGAACGGACGUAGAUGUGGGGCCAUUUUUGAACUCCCUUGUGCAAGAAGGAGAAUGGGAAAGGGCUGCUGCUGUGGCUUUGUUCAACUUGGAUAUUCGGCGAGCAAUCCAAAUCCUGAAUGAAGGGGCGUCUUCAGAAAAAGGAGAUCUGAAUCUCAAUGUGGUGGCAAUGGCUUUAUCGGGUUAUACGGAUGAGAAGAACUCCCUGUGGAGGGAGAUGUGCAGCACCCUGCGCCUGCAGCUCAACAACCCCUAUCUGUGUGUCAUGUUUGCAUUCCUGACGAGUGAAGCGGGGGCAUAUGAUGGAGUGUUGUAUGAAAACAAAGUUGCUGUACGUGACAGAGUGGCAUUCGCUUGUAAAUUCCUUGGUGAUGCUCAGUUAAAUAAAUACAUUGAAAAGCUGACCAAUGAAAUGAAAGAGGCUGGAAAUUUGGAAGGGAUCUUGCUUACAGGCCUCACUAAAGAUGGAGUGGACCUGAUGGAGAGCUAUGUGGACAGAACUGGAGAUGUCCAAACAGCAAGUUACUGCAUGUUACAGGGUUCACCUUUAGAUGUUCUGAAAGAUGAAAGGGUUCAAUAUUGGAUUGAGAAUUACAGAAAUUUAUUAGAUGCCUGGAGGUUUUGGCACAAAAGGGCAGAAUUUGAUAUUCAUCGGAGUAAGUUGGAUCCCAGUUCCAAGCCUUUAGCACAGGUGUUUGUGAGUUGUAAUUUUUGUGGCAAAUCAAUCUCCUACAGCUGCUCCUCCGUGCCUCAUCAGGGCAGAGGGUUCAGUCAGUAUGGAGUGAGUGGCUCACCAACAAAAUCCAAAGUCACAAGCUGCCCUGGCUGUCGGAAACCCCUUCCUCGAUGUGCACUUUGCCUCAUUAAUAUGGGCACACCUGUUUCUAGCUGUCCUGGUGGAUCCAAAUCAGAUGAAAAGGUGGACUUGAGCAAGGACAAAAAGUUAGCUCAGUUUAACAACUGGUUUACCUGGUGUCACAAUUGUCGGCAUGGUGGGCAUGCCGGACAUAUGCUGAGUUGGUUCAGGGACCAUGCAGAGUGUCCUGUAUCUGCAUGCACGUGUAAAUGUAUGCAGUUGGAUACAACAGGAAAUCUGGUGCCAGCAGAGACGGUCCAGCCAUGAAAUGUUCCACCUAAAGAAAAAUCUUCAAGUGUGGAGUUUUUAAAGGAUGUCCUUCAUAGUUCAGGAAAUAAAGUCACUCAUGGCUUUGCUCUCGUGGGAAAAUAAAGCAUUCUGUCAGCUCAGCAAUGUGACAUUUGAGUGACUUUGACGUACUUCUCAGAGGCAAGCGCUGCUGAUAUGAACAUUAGAACAUGAAUAUUGGUGCUGUUUAGUAGGUUAAAGUUCAUUUGAAAGAACUGUCUAGGCUUUUGUCAAAAUUAUGUUUAUAGAUGGUUUUAGAAUAAAAACAGACCUUGUGCCUGCAUCUUCAAUCUGAAAUUGAUAUCUUUUGAUAAAAUCUGUACAUAUCUAAAGCCAAAUGCCAAUUCAUUGUUUCAUAUAUCAAUUUAAGCUUAUUCAUGCUUAAAAAUGAUUUCAGAGAAAAUGUCAAUUUUUACAUUGGGAAUUAGCUCCUGACCCAUGCUGGAGAAUACAUGCAUGUGUGCAUAUGUGCACACACACGUUUAAGGAACGUUCUCUCUCAUACAUUUCUAUUUUAGUAUAAAAGAUUUGAUAUAGGUCAUUCUUGUCUUCCUCAAAACUGCAAGUUAAGAGCAGGCUGGUGAGCUGGUUCAGCAUGUAAGGAGGCUUGCAGCCAAUCCUGAUGACCUAAGUGCGGUCCCAUGUGUCGGAAGCAAUGACUCAACUCAUCUCCAGAAGCUUGCUGCGGCAUGGGGCGCGCACGUACACAUGUGCCCGCACGUGAGCACUCGAGCACACGCACGGACAAUAAAUAAAAAAAUGUAAAACAA
This is a messenger RNA of Mus caroli (Ryukyu mouse), 4488 nucleotides long. It is a transcript of the gene Mios, whose product is annotated as meiosis regulator for oocyte development. Gene Ontology annotation, cellular component: cytoplasm. Gene Ontology annotation, biological process: cellular response to amino acid starvation; positive regulation of TORC1 signaling. Gene Ontology annotation, molecular function: protein binding. Lineage: Eukaryota; Metazoa; Chordata; Mammalia; Rodentia; Muridae. The record is from RefSeq and is a predicted model, not a curated record.